UAGCUCAGUGUUUGUAGCUGCUUAGCUGGUUGUCUCAGUAUGAGCAGCAUAGUGGCUUUAGUGAACUGCUUCAGACAGCUUUCACCUUCCACCCACACAGUCUUAUUUGAGGCCCUUAGUCAGUCAGCAGGCAUGUUUGGAACCGGCCCCUGUGCUUUGCAAGGGCUCGUGUUGCAGGGCAGUCACGUAUGGGCAUUUGUCGUUAUAAAUACUUGACCACUCUCCAGGGUGCGGUUUUCAACCCUUUAAAGCAGCUUCGUCUCCUGCUACCAAGCUGACUUUUGGCUUCGAGUGUAGGUACCGAUUGCUACCGGUCAUCUUUUCCUGAGAAAGAAGUGAAAUGGAACACAAUGGGUCUGCUUCAAAUGCUGGUAAGAUCCACCAGAAUCGAUUGUCCAGUGUGACUGAAGACGAAGACCAAGAUGCAGCUCUCACCAUUGUGACCGUGCUGGACAAGGUGGCCGCCGUUGUGGACAGUGUGCAGGCGAGCCAAAAGAGAAUAGAGGAGAGACACAGGGACAUGGAAAACGCCAUAAAGUCCGUCCAGAUCGACCUGUUGAAGCUCUCGCAGUCACACAGCAACACGGGCUAUGUUGUUAACAAACUGUUUGAGAAGACCCGGAAAGUCAGUGCUCACAUUAAAGAUGUCAAGGCCCGGGUGGAGAAGCAACAGGUUCACGUAACCAAAGUUGAAACCAAGCAAGAAGAAAUAAUGAAGAAAAACAAAUUCCGGGUGGUAAUAUUCCAGGAGGAUACUCGGUGCCCCGCAUCCCUGUCUGUUGUUAAAGACAGAAGCCUGCCUGAGAACCAGGAGGAGACUGAGGAAGUUUUUGAUCCCCCAAUAGAUCUCUCAUCAGAUGAAGAAUAUUAUGUUGAAGAAAGCAGGUCUGCCAGAUUUAGAAAGUCAGGCAAGGAGCAUAUCGAUCAUAUCAAGAAGGCAUUUUCCAAGGAAAACAUGCAGAAGACGCGUCAGAAUCUUGACAAGAAAGUGAGUGGAAUUAGAACGAGAAUAGUCACACCUGAGAGGAGAGAGCGACUGCGGCAGUCCGGAGAGAGGCUGAGGCAGUCGGGAGAGAGGCUGAGGCAGUCGGGGGAAAGAUUUAAGAAGUCAAUUUCAAAUGCUGCCCCCUCAAAGGAAGCCUUUAAGAUACGCAGCCUUAGGAAACCUAAAGAUCCCAAGGGCGAAGGCCAGGAGGGGGACAGAGGGAUGGGCGUGGACAUCAUCUCAGGUAGCCUGGCUCUGGGGCCCAUCCAUGAGUUUCACCCUGAUGAGUUCAGCGAAACAGAAAAGGAGGUGGCCAAGGUAGGGUACAUUCCCCAAGAAGGAGGGCAUCCCCCGACUCCUGAGCCUUUGAAGGUGACUUUUAAGCCUCAGGUGAGAGUAGAAGAUGACGAGUCACUCCUGUUGGAUUUAAAGCAGUCUUCCUAGGGAGGAUUUAAGUGUGAGCAUCAAUCACUUUAAAUCAGGUAGUCAUUGUUUGAAUAGUGCAGUCAUUUAUACUCAGAUGCAGUAGAAAGGCAAAUGGCAUAAAAGCUUCAUUUCUUACCUUUAAAAUUCUAAAAGAUUAUAGAAAUAUCAUAUACAAUUUUCUUAUAAUUUUGUUGGGAAUUCUAUUUCCCCUGAGAAUAUAUGACUCUGACAGCUUUCUCCCCC
Molecule: messenger RNA, 1654 nt
Organism: Acomys russatus (golden spiny mouse)
Lineage: Eukaryota; Metazoa; Chordata; Mammalia; Rodentia; Muridae
Gene: Cavin4
Product: caveolae associated protein 4
Exons: 2
Coding region: 341-1429 (362 amino acids)
Biological process (GO): regulation of gene expression
Cellular component (GO): cytoplasm; caveola
Source: RefSeq, a predicted model, not a curated record